GGAGACUCGGAGUCACACCUAGCCAAAAUGGCGACGGGCCGGGGCCGAUACUCGAGCUGACUAGUCGCUCGCGAUGUUCGUCGCGUUUGUCAUGUUGGCGUGUCGCUAACACGAUGCGCCUCCGCCCCGAUGGAAAACCUCCCAGGGAGGGCCUCCCUCUUGCCCCUUUCUAAGACGGCUCCCUCCGCUCGAGCACCUCCAUCUCCGCCAGCAGCGCACCGAGUCUCGGCCCGCCGCAGCCGCUCACUCGCGUCCCCGCCGGGCGGGCGGCCGCCACGCCGACGUUGUUGUGGAGCUCGUAGCCGUUAGCUGCUCUCCUUGCUAGCGAGCAGCGAACCCAUCGGUCAACUGGACAGCAAAACAAGCGGCCUCUUCAGAAGUGAGCUGGGCCCCACCCUGCAGUGCAAAGGUCGUCGGACGGCUCGGAGCUCAUUCCCGCAUGUUUGCACUUUUGCUUGAAGGAGAUUGCGUCUUGGAAGCGUCUGUUCUUCCCUGCCCCGGGAAUCUUGUUCAACUUGCCCAUCGGGAGCUUUCCUGCCUUCCUCUUUCGAUUGCCGGACGGAUUGAUACAUUGAUUUGAGCAACUAAUGGAGUGGUCGUGGCUGCAGACCGGAUGAAAGGGUCUGGCUGGAGAGGUUGCAGCACUUCCUGCACACGAACCCCCUGUGAUAGAGACCACCGCAGCCCCGCCCCCUGCCCUUAAAUAUCCCAGCCGCCUCAUCCUCCUUUGCCAUUGUCGCCGGGUCCAUCCGCAUGAAGAUGAGCUGGUUGAGCAGGUUGACGGCGCGCGCCCCUGCUGCUCGCUCGGGUCGUGGUGCUGCCCCCCAGGAGACGCCUUCAUGCACCGCUGACCCUGAGACCUGCCUCAUGGUCUUUGAGAACCACUGGAGACAAGUGUCCCGUGUGCUGGACCAGAGCGAGCCGUCGUGGUCCACGGAUGACCUGAUCGCAGUGAGGAACCACACGGACCAAAUGUUCUGUCUCCUGGCCGAGGAGCGGCCACCACCCCAAGGUGAAGAUGACGGGACCACCGAGGAUGGGGGGCCGAUCCUGCAGCUGGUGGUCCGUGAGCAGGUCCUGGAGCGCCUCCUGCUAUGGCACCUGCGCCGCGGCCCGGACCCCGACAGCCUGGGGGCGCUGCUCAAGCUGUUUGAUAUGCUUAUCGGCCAGUCUCAGCAGGCCUUGCUGCGGCGCACGGCUGUCCUACACCCGCUGCUCAGGCUCAUGGGGGCCUGCGUCCACCCCGACCACGGUUGCCCCCCUGCACUUGAAAACAGCCUGGUGCUGCUCCUCAAUCAGGUGUGCGUGCGGACAGCCCGCCAGCCGCUUCUCCUGGAGACGUUGUUCCGGGCGGCUCCGGUGCAGCAGGGCUCCACCAACCUCCUCAUUUUCUCCCUACUCGUCCCAUUCAUCCACCGCGAGGGCGCCGUUGGACAGCAGGCCCGCGACGCCCUGCUGCUGGUCAUGGCUGCCUCCGCCACCAACCGCAGCGUGGCGCGAUACAUCGCCCACAACUCUUACUUCUGCCCGGUGCUGGCGACUGGUCUGAGUGCGCUGUAUUCCUCCCUGCCCCGCAAGAUAGAGGUGCGCGGGGACGACUGGCAUGCUCUCCGGCGCGAGGACUGGAUGGGCGUCUCAUCGCUGGUGGUCUUCAUGAACUCACUGGAGUUCUGCAACGCCGUGGUGCAGGUGGCCCACCCCAUGGUGCGCUCACAGCUCCUCGACUAUCUGCACAAUGGCUUCUUGGUUCCCGUGGUGGCACCCGCCCUGCACAAGUCGUCUGUGGACGAGAUGAUCGCCAGCACUGCCUACCUAGACCUGUUCCUGCGCAGCGUGAGUGAGACGUCCCUUCUCAAGACCUUCCUGCGCUUUAUCCUGCUGCAUCGCCUCGACAGCGACUCCAUCCUGGACACGCUGCUCACACGUAUCAGCAGCAAUUCCAGGCUCUGCAUGGUGUCCCUGAGCCUCUUCCGGACUCUUGUGUCGUUCAACUGUGAGGACAUCAUGUUACAGCUUGUCCUCAGGUACCUGCUCCCGUGCAGCCACGUCAUGCUUAGUCAGCGACGCGCCAUCCGGGAGCCCGACAUGUACGGGAAAUGUGCUGACAAGUUCCUGUCCCUCAUCCCAGAGUGUUGCCAUAUCACGACGGCGCCCCCUGCUGUGCGGGAUGAGGAUGCCAUGUUCAGAGGCAAAGUGCCCCACAAUGCCGAUGCAGAGUCCCUGGUGCCACCUAGACCAAGCACGCCGUCCCGCUUGGCGUUUUUCAUCCGCCAGCAGAGCGGCAGCACCGCCUUGGGGGGUCCCUCUACCGUCGCCAGCUCGGAGUCGCUGCAGUCCACUGCCCCUGACAGCCCUAUGCACAAACUGCAGCCUGAAAUUCUGGCAUGGGAUUCAGGGUACCUGGACUACCUGAAGGAUGCUCGACGAGGCAUUGAGCUUUGCUCCUGGGCGUGUCGGGACUGGUCGGCGCCCUACGAUGGGGAGAACCCCUCUGCAAGCACUGUGCCACCGCCCCCACGCCCUCCUGCAUACAUCCCCUCCAUGGCUGUGUACCCAGACCACUUCUCCUUCCAGCCAGGAGGAGGGGGCAGCGGCCUGCAGAGAGCCACAAUGGCGGGGGUGGCGCGUUCCGAGUGGAGCAGCUCAGAUCACGACAGUGGUGAGUGGGAUGUCACCAUCGGGCAAAACAACUGCAUCAGCCUCACGCCGCGCUCCAAGAAGCGGAGCCUUCAAUGCGAAGAACUCCUUCCAAAACCCGUUUCUUCACACCUUCGCCCUGUCCCUUUACCGACAUCCUUGCUGGUGUCCCACAACCGUACCUCUGCGUCCUACGUGGCGUUGUACAACGGUACGGCGGAGCCAAGCAAGGUGUGCCCGGGUCGGGACAGAGAGCUAGAGGCCAAGAAAGUAAAGCGAGACUUGGACCAUGAGGAGUUUUUGGACGAGAAUUCCAAUCAAAAUGGAUGCCCAGCCAGUGACGCCGGUGACACCCUGCUGCCGGCCGAUGCCAACGACGCCUCUACCCAGCACCACGGGCCCACGGUGGAGAGCCUCAUCCAGGAGCUUCUUGAACAAUCUCCUGGUGAGACGCGGCCCCCCGACGACGAUGAGGGCAUCAGCAUCGAGGCCUUCACGCGGGAGCUUAGGGAGCUGGAGGACCGUGUGACGCCACCCGCUGGCACCACAGAAAAGUCUCUGGGCGACCGGCAGCAGGAGAACGAGGACCCAGAGGAUAAAAUGUCAGCCGAUGCUAAGGGGGAAGGUUCUGGAACGGCUCUCUGCAGUCCCGCCAGACCUGUCGCUCAGGACUCGUGUCAGCCGUACACGGGUCCGCUGAUGGCGGUGCUGCUGGCCAAGCUGGAGAACAUGCUGCAGAAUUCGCUGUACGUCAAUAUCCUGCUGACAGGCAUGGUGGCACAGCUGGCGUGCUAUCCUCAGCCUCUGCUGCGCUCUUUCCUGCUCAACACCAACAUGGUCUUCCAGCCCAGCAUCAAGUCUCUCAUCCAGGUCCUGGGUUCUGUCAAGAAUCGCAUCGAAGCCUUCGCCGCCUCCCACGAAGACUUUCCCGCUAUGCUGAGGAAAGCCCAGCAAUACCUGGUGGCGCGUGGGAAGGUGGACUGGAGUGAGCCACCUGGCGCAGUACCCCCUCUGCGGCGCUCGGAUUCGCUAGUCAAGAGUCGCAAGUCCUCCCUAAGCGACCUGAUCCUCCGCCACACCAACAGCCCCACUCGGACCCGCAGCGCCGCCCAAAUGGCCCUGGCCCACGUGCGGGUGGGCGGCCAGACACUGCACAGCGCUCUGUUCCGUGGUGGUGGCACCGGAGGAGCCGGUGGCGGAACGUCCAAUCUGGAGAAGCAGGCGGAGGCACUGCGUGUGAAGAAUGCUGUCUACUGCGCUGUCAUCUUUUGCGAGUUCCUCAAGGAGCUUGCCGCCCUCGCCCAGGAGCAUGCAGUCACGGUGCCCUUCGCUCGCACUGACAGCGAGGAGUAGACACCUGAAGGUCAGACACCAAGGGGUAGAUGCCAUGGAGAAGACACCAAGGACGAGAUAGACAUUGAAGGGUAGACUCCGCAGGGUGGAUGCCAAGAAAUAGUAGUCCUUCAAGGGGUACACGGCCAGAUGUGACACCAGGCAGUGGACGAGGAGGAGUAGACAUCUAGGAAUAGACGCAAAUGGGUAGACGAUAAGGGGUAAACCUUGACUAUGCAGAGCGGUAGACUCCGAAGAACAGAUGUCUAGAAUUUGAAGCGUAGACACCGAGAUUGCCAAGGAGUAGACACCGAGGAGUAGACGGUAAAGAUGUUGAGGAGUAGACACAUAAGGGUAGACGUCGAUUUUUAGACGUCGAGGGGCAGAUGGUGAGUAUUCCCCAUAAGAGUGAAUGCCGCGGAGUAAAUGAUGCAGAGGGGCAGACCAAACAACGCGAUGCUCUUUUACCAAAAGCAUUCUGGGACAUGGACAUGUGUAAAUGAUAUUGUGCAUAUGAUGUAUCCUAUCAACUUUUUUGGCCAAUGGACUGCGGGAUGCCUGAAAAGUAAAAGUGCACUUUGUUGGUGCUGGUCCAUGUAUUUUCAUUGGAAAGAGUGAUCCAUUACCUUAUUAUUAUUAUCCAAAACACUAUGUUUUCUCCACCCUCAACGCAUUAUAUUUUGAAAGGCUGUGGCCAGGAAACGGGAUGUUGUGUGCCAAGCACCUCUUUUUAUGUUGUUGUUAACUGAUUUAUCGGGCUCAUCUCAUUUUUCUAAUUACAACUUCCUCGCUCCUCUGUUUAUAUGCUAGCGGCUCGAUUCCAUCGAGAUUGACUGAGGAGCGAGGCUGGAGGAGGUUUGGGGGAAAUAAGACGAUUGUUUCUCAAUGACAUCAUUUCAUGGGGUACGUCGAUUAAAGAUGACGUCACGUCAUUGAGGCGUUUCAAAUGAACGUCUGUGUGGCUGAAUUAUUACUAUUACCACAAAUGUCCACUUUAUGCUUUGUUUCAAGUGGGAUUAAAGUAAAACAUAAUCAACACUGUUAUUCACAACUUUGCAGAUGCAAAGACGAUCGUGAAUCCCAAGCCCGCCUCUCACCCCCCUUCCACGCAGCACAUAUUGGUGUGACUCGUAAAUAAGUGCUGAUAUCUUGCUUAUGUAUAACGUUAAAUGAAAAUAAUCUUGACAUAAGAGAACGAUUUCAUUUUCUUAAUGUGCUUAAAUGCCUUUGACAAAAUGACAGCCUAAUUACAAUACAAACCUUAGAAUUGGUGCUUGGUCAGGCGUAGUAACCAUCAGCCAGUUUAUUUAAGUCAUUUUGGUGUCAAAUACUGCCCCAAAUAGAAGAGAAGAAAAUAUGAAUAUUCAAAAUAAAAUAAUAAAGGUAUGACAAAACAGAAGAUUAAGUAUUUAAUUUGAUGUCCCACUACAUUUACGAUCCAGCUGCUACAUGCCCAUUUUCAUAGUCACCAUCGAGGAGCUAGAAGACUGCCGCAUAGGAAACAUCAGAGGUCCCUUGAUUUAAGCGAGUCCGUGGAACCUGCUUGAUGCUCGAUCCCCGCACCUCAAUGCGUGAUGAACACAGUUGAGAUGCUCCUUAAUUUGGCGGCCAUCGUGACAACUUCUUGUGGGUCGCUUUCGAUGUUUUGAGGAGCGAAGAGCUUGGAACGUUGACAUUAAGAGACUUGAGAUGAGCCCAACGUGUUCACUGACAUCUUUACCUUUUACAAAUCUGCCCCAGUUUGUAACAGUCCAGGACUAGUUGGACUCAGUUUAAAACAGAAAGGCAGUUGGACGCAGCACUUAAGACCGGUUAGAGCAGGGGUCUCAAACUCAAGUUAUCUGGGGGCUGCCAGAACAGAGUUGGCACUGGGUCAUGAAACCUCUUAGCCAAUGUGCCUAAACAGUUUAAAAAUCUUGUGGCUAUCGACGAUUGUGUGCCAAUAACCACAACCUCACGUGUGUUUAUGUGGCUAAACCAUCAUCCAGGACAAAGUGGGCUGAAUUACAUGGGUAGGCGUAACUAUGUUUGACUUGGGCCCCCAAAUGACUUUCUAGUUACGCCCCGGUUGAGCCAGCGCCGCCGUUCGGCAUGAUAACCAUCGUAGAUAAGUGGGUUGUGCAUUGAUGAAGAAGGCACCUUAGCUAGCUGGGAGAUCUAAUGUGAACUGCAGGACACAUUGACCGUCGACACUUAAAAAGUACAUCGCGAUAAUAAAUUUAUAUGCAUGGUUGAAUUUGGCGCCAAGCGGCAUCAGGUCUUCCCUCAUACCCCACUCCCCGUUCGGCAUUGCAACUCUUGUCAGAAUGAAAUAUGUACUUUGAAUCGUUUUCAUACGAAUGCAUGAAUUAUAAUAAGGCAUUCCUUUUUUCAACCGAACUUGCGAAUGAAUCCAAACUUCUGAUAAUUUUUUCGUAGCAUAAUAUGGUAUUUCAGAGUGCAAUCACAAAGUGCAACUCAGUGGAAGCAAAUACAGUUUAUGCAUAAAAGGCAAUAACAGGCUGCAAGCACUGACUUUUUAUUUGAAAAUCCCCAUCAGUAUAGUGAAUUGUCAAGGACAGGUACGGGUCCAUUGUUAUGCUUGACUAGGUCAGUCGUUGCAAACUGCAAAGAAUGCGACAGUUGUGAUUUAUUAUUUUAAUUAUUCUCUAUUUACUCCCGGUGUUUUUCACUGCGGUCAGGCCAACCUCCGGUCCAAGUCAAGCCGGAUGCCACAAUGACUAUUAAAGGUCCCGUAUUUUGGCUAUUUAGACCUCCGUAGAGUGACUCUGUAACAUGGACUUAGUAUAAAAGUGUCAAUUUCAUUUAAUAAAACAACAACUUUGGUUUGUGUCCAGAAAAGGCCCCUCUGACAGUUACAUCUGUUUGACCCAGUUUUGAAUCCGCUUUGUCCAUAUAUGGGUAAGACUGCCCCCUUUCCUCUGAUUGGUUACCUCCGUGUAGAAGACGCACUUGUGCGAGCACACGUGUUUGUUGUUGACAAUGCUGGCUCGGGAGUGGAGAGGUAGGUGGAGAUCUUCACUAGUGACGUAGAUAAGCUUCACGUGACCGGCAAAUUGCGCCGCGCGGCCCCUCUGCGUAGCUUGACGCGCGCACGGCAAAAAUAGUUGCUGCGCGUCGAACGCCGCGGAGAUCAUCUCUCAUGAUUGGCCCGUUUUAGUCACAUGCUGUGAUGACUUACUCAGCGUGCCCCUUCGUUCUACAUACCAUCUCCGCCGCCUUCUCGAUCGAUUUUGCAGCAUAAUUAAACGUGUCAUCUCGGUCCAUUUGUUCUAGCAGACAUUGUUCCACGGAUCUCCAUUGUUGUUGCUUUGUUCCUUAUUACUGAAAGGAAAGUAAAAACAGCUACCGGAAAUGGCAAAAAAAAAAAAAUGCAGAGGAAACUUCACCCUGUGGUGUCCUAUCCAAUACCAGCUGUAGCGACACCCCCGAGUUAGAGGUGAACUGCAGUACAUUUUCAAAACUGCGCGCGUGGGUUGCGCUCGAGUAUAAAGGCAAAACUACACCCUGGACAGCCACAGUGAUGUCAGCGCGGUCGCCAUCCGCGCAAGUAUAAAGAAGCCAUUAAGCUUGCAUUCGCCCCCUGGUGGUUGGCUGAGUACUGGUUGCGAAAGUGCUUCAUAUGCGGCAGAGCCCGCAUUUCAAAUGCAAAAAUCGCCGAUGAUCAGGCUAAUUUAAUGGGAGCAAACAAAAUCGUGAUAAUGAUUCAAAUUCGAUUAAUUGUACAGCCCUGCAUCUGAUGUUACAUUUCGUAAGCACCGCAACUUUCUUUGCCUAUUCGACACGUUAGGGUGGCCUUGUACCCAACAAGAAAGUAUUCCGUCUCGCGCUAUUUCUGAAAUUGGCUGUGCUCGUUGCUAACCUUAUUCUUCACUGCGGGUUUUGAGAAAGGCAUGACUACAACUGAGUGACAGGAUAUACUGUAUUUUCCUUCCAGUUGGUGUCAUGUUUCAACUAAUUACAUUUCAACUAAUUGACUAACGCUGCUAAUUCACUUAAGGUCAGGGCAGCAAAUCCAGAAAAAUAGGCGGGGGCCGCACUAACACUUAAUAUUAAAGUCAAGUCACGGGCCACAAAAUAUCGUACCCGCGAGUUUGAGACUCCUGAGUUAGAGGCAGUCACAGACAGUUUUGUACUACUUGGGGCCAGUAAGUAAUGCUUAGGUACAGUUAAGACCAGUUUUGAGUGGUUACAGCUGACAAGUAGCAGUUCGUAUCAGUUAGGGCCAGCUGGAACAAGUAAGGAGAUGCAACAGCAGCAGAAGCAGUGAAGACCAGUUUGGACCGAUCUCAGCCAGUAAGGACCAGUCAGCAGCAGUUAAGACUAGUUAUACCCAGGUUUGGUCCCUUUCGGAUCUGUUGGAGCCAGUUUGGACCGGUUACAGUCAGUUACAGCCAGUUUGCACCAUUGAUGAGCCGUCAGCAUCAGUUUGGGCCAGUAUGGAACAGUGGGGGCACAUUUUUAGGUUAUUUAGCAUCCCUUGGUUUCCUCUUGCUAGCGUUUGCUGCUAAUUGCCAUCUGAGGUGCUUUCAACACACAACAGUCUUUGGUCUUUAGAGCAAUUUCAUGGGUUUUUCCACCAAGCACUUGGCAGAAAAGGGAAAAAGAGGUUUUAAGACUACAGUUAGAAUUUUUGCCAAUGGGAUUUGUCUUCCUCGAUUCAGUUUGUUUUUCAAAUGGAGGCCAUUACAUCGUCACUUCUAACGUUAGAAGCCCAAGUUUAAAACAAAAAAAAAAAAGAAAAAGAAAAGAUGAUUGUAGUUUGGACAUUGCUGUAAAAAAAAAAAAAAAAAAGUGUGUGCCAGGC
Molecule: messenger RNA, 8776 nt
Organism: Phycodurus eques (leafy seadragon)
Lineage: Eukaryota; Metazoa; Chordata; Actinopteri; Syngnathiformes; Syngnathidae
Gene: fhip1b
Product: FHF complex subunit HOOK interacting protein 1B
Exons: 13
Coding region: 754-3990 (1078 amino acids)
Biological process (GO): endosome organization; lysosome organization; endosome to lysosome transport
Cellular component (GO): FHF complex
Source: RefSeq, a predicted model, not a curated record